AUGUUGCUACGAUUCUUCUCACUAGCGGGUAUCUGCUUGGGCAGUGGCGUCGCUGCCCUCUCCCCUAAGGACCACAUCUCCGAUAUACAGACCUCAAACAUCCAACAUACUCGCCAUUUCUACAAAAUCGACAUUCCCUGCUCUCCCUGUGCAUUCUCAGACGCUGAAUGCUCUCAAAACCCCGAGUCAAGAUCACACGUGACAAUUGAUUUCUCCACCGACAACGGCACCCUAUACGCCAACCACGAACCCGUCUUCCCACCCUCAUUGCCCAUGCAAUUCCCCGCAGUCAAACAGUGGGAUUCCAGCAAACAAUCCGUCCUGGUCGCAUACGGCCUCGACGCACGCCCUCUCCCCGCCCAGCCGGGCGCCCUCCUGGGCGAGACAUUCCUCCUCAAACUGCGACUAUUCGAUCUCCACGGCCGGUCCGUCACACACGAUCUGGUCGCCGUGGCCGUCUCCCGACGCAAAGACGGCACUCUCAGCAUCGGCAAGGUCGAGCGGAGCCCGUUCCACAGACACGGACACAUGACGUCGACCUGGCGGCUCUUCAAAUCGCACAUCAAGCCCUACCUGGAUAAGCUGGCUGGGAGUGCCGCCCCCGAUGGCGAAUCGCGUCCUCAUCGCCGGCCGCUGCAUGCGGAUAUCUACCGGUUCAAGGACCCCGCGUCCCAUUACCACAAUACCAUGCCGUGGAGCAGCCGCGAUCGCAGCUUCAUGAGGCUCGUGCGGCCGGUGAUCCUCCCUGCGUUGCUGGGUGUUGCGGCGGGGUUGUGUGCGUGUCUGGUUGGGUUUGUGGUUGGGAGGGUGAUGAUCUCGUUGUGUCGGUGUUGGUAUGCCCGUAGGGGGAGGGGGUAUCGCGAGGUUCCUGCUAUUACCAUUGACUCUGUGGAGCUGGAGGAGGGGUUCUCGGAAAAGGAGGGAUUAAGUCGAGCGUCGCGGUGGCUGGGUGUAUGA
Aspergillus thermomutatus is the source of this 957-nucleotide messenger RNA. RefSeq lists its product as uncharacterized. The transcript has 2 exons. NCBI's taxonomy places the organism in Eukaryota, Fungi, Ascomycota, Eurotiomycetes, Eurotiales, Aspergillaceae. The coding region runs from base 1 to 957 and encodes 318 amino acids. The record is from RefSeq and is a predicted model, not a curated record.